AUGCUUCAGGUAUCGAAUUCUGGAACUCUCGAUUCAAAAGGCUAUGCGAUCAUGAGUGACAAAAACGACUGUAAUCUUGCUGAAGGAGGGGAUAGCAGCUGUGAGAUGGGGAACCCCCGAGCGAACCGACGUUGUCAGAUCACAGGUUUACCUGACGGCUUCGAUAAAACAGGAAUACACGGCGAGCCGACACUGUUCGUAGCAAAUUUUCUGCCACUUGAACAACAACCUGAUCUGGCGGUAUGUGAGUAUCGUGUAGAAUUUGAUCCGCCUGUCGAAUCUAAGGCUGUUCGUCAUCGGCUAAUGGAGCAACGCCACAUACAGGAGGAUCUUGACAGUGCAUUUGUCUUUAAUGGUACAGCACUGUACGCAGCCAGUAGCACGAAGCUCGAGGGGAUGUACAUGGCUCGUCUUCCGAACACUAGUGAGGAAAUCAACAUUCGCCUUCAUUCAUCAACUCGACUCAGACAGAAUCAUCCACAGGCAAUCGUUUGCUAUAACAUCGUCAUGAAAAGCUGCAUGGAUAUGAUCGGAUUGAAACGAGUGGGUAAAAGCCACCAUGAUGACCAGGAGAAGAUAGAACUCAGAGAAUGCCAUAUCGAACUCUGGCCCGGAUUCGAAACUGCAAUAAAGCAGUGUGAAAAUCGCCUUAUGUUGUGCAUUGAAAAUCGCUUCAGGGUUAUUCGUACGCAAUCCGUGUGGGACGUAAUGAGUUACGAAUACGAGCGUGUGAGACGAAAUCCUAAAAGGUUUCAUGCCAAAAUGGAUGAAAUGCUUGUUGGAGCGACCGUUUGCACGCGCUACAAUAAUAAGAUGUACAGAGUUACGUCUAUCAACUAUGGGAUGUCACCAGUAUCCACUUUCACACUUCCGGAUGGUUCAAUCACCACCCUCAAAGAAUAUUUCGAGAAGAAUUACAACUUGACAGUUACGCAGUCGGAACAGCCAGUUAUUAUUUGCGAGUGGAGGACGAAACAGGCGGAUAGUUUGCCAUGCGUCGUGUAUCUGCUUCCGGAGCUAUGUUUCCCUACUGGCCUUACUGAUACUAUGAGACAAAAUUUCCGUUUUAUGAAGGAAUUUUCACACCACACCGUUAUGGAUCCAGAAAAGCGACGCAAGAAAACUGAGAACCUCUUGAGGAGAAUUCGUAACAACGAUAAAUGCCGGAUAUUGCUGCUGAAGUGGGGCAUUGAAUUAACGGAACGGCUUGUCAGUUUCCAUUCGUGGGAAUUAGAGGCGGAAAAGUUCAUAGGAAUUCAUCCGCAAGGGUACUUUGGCAAAAGGGCUGAUAUGGGGAGGGUUAUGCACUAUAAUGGAUGCUUCCGAGGAAUGCAUCUCGAAAACUGGGUGGUAGUCUUCUGUAAUACGGCCAUGGCUCAAGAUAUGGCUUGCCAAUUUAUCGAAACAGUAAAGGAUUUCGGGAAGUCCAUGCACAUUGCAGUAAAUCAUCCAUUGCUUCAAACUUGUAGCGACACAACAACGAGCUCGUAUCAUAGUGCUGUUGUUGAGGCAAUGGAGAGAAUGGCUACGUUGCGUGGGCGUCAAGAACGUGGCCGCAACAGGAAUUUUAUUUCAAUCGUGCGUAAGAUAGUGUUGCAGAUGAACUGUAAGAUGGGUGGUGCCCCGUGGAAAAUGAAUAUUCCAGUCAAGAACGCAUUGUUUGUCGGAUACUACCACUACUGCGACCCAAUACUUCAUGGACAAACUGGUGCAUGCGUGUCGACAACGGAUCAGGACUACACAAAGUUUUAUUGGGCACUAUACCAAUACUUUAUCAAUAACGACCGAACUCUUCCUGAGAAGAUUUUUUUAUAUUGUGAUGGCGUAGAUGAAGAACAAAUUGGUUCUUUUAAAGAGCAGGGGGUUAGCUUGGUGCAACAAGCUUGCAGAGAAGCGAUUACGAGCUCUGGAUUGAAGCCCACUUGUCAUCGAAUGAAAUUAGCUGUUAUCAUUGUAACGAAAAAUAUCAACGUAAGGAUUUUCAAAUGCGGAGCAGAUUCUACGUUUACAAACCCCAGUCCUGGCACCGUUGUUAACUCAACCAUUACUCGUGCCGAAAAAAAUGAAUUCUACUUGGUGCCGAGCCACGUUGGCCUGGGAACAGCGAAACCAGUUUGCUAUACCGUAAUCUACGACGAUACUGGACUUUCGCCAGAUGACCAUCACAGGCUUGCCUUCAAGCUUUGUCAUCUAUACUAUAAUUGGCAAGGUACCGUGAGAGUACCGGCACUGUGCCAAUACGCUUUUAAGCUGGCAUCUAUGAUGGCUCAGUCAGUCCACGGGGAAGUCAACAAGGAACUACGUGACAAACUUUUUUUCUUGUGA
Molecule: messenger RNA, 2325 nt
Organism: Angiostrongylus costaricensis
Lineage: Eukaryota; Metazoa; Nematoda; Chromadorea; Rhabditida; Metastrongylidae
Source: the annotation of a GenBank genome assembly